Messenger RNA from Ficedula albicollis (Collared flycatcher), 5029 nucleotides. RefSeq names its product zinc finger protein 629-like. The coding region runs from base 24 to 3791 and encodes 1255 amino acids. The transcript is spliced from 14 exons. Lineage: Eukaryota; Metazoa; Chordata; Aves; Passeriformes; Muscicapidae. The record is from RefSeq and is a predicted model, not a curated record. Gene Ontology annotation, biological process: regulation of transcription by RNA polymerase II. Gene Ontology annotation, molecular function: RNA polymerase II cis-regulatory region sequence-specific DNA binding; DNA-binding transcription factor activity.
UCCCCUCUCAGGAGCUGGAGUGCAUGAUGGAGCCCCAGGAGCUGGGCCUGGAGCAGCCGCUGGCCGCCCCCGAGCAGGGCCCCGGCGGCGAGGCCGAGCUGCCGGCCGCCGAGAUCUCCCUGACGCUGGUCACCGAGAUCCAGGCCGUGGACAGGAAGGUGGACACCCAGGCCGCCCAGCUGAUGAACCUGGAGGGCAGGAUGAGGAUGGCGGAGACCAAGCUGAUCGGCUGCGAGAAGACGGCGGUGGAGUUCGGGAAUCAGCUGGAGAGCAAGUGGACGGCGCUGGGCACCCUCAUCCAGGAGUACGGGCAGCUGCAGAAGCGGCUGGAGAACAUGGAGAACCUGCUGAAGAACAGGAACUUCUGGAUCCUGCGGCUGCCCCCGGGGGCGAAAGGGGAAGUCCCCAAGGUCCCCGUGGCCUUCAACGACGCCUCGUUUAACUUCUCUGAGGAGGAGUGGAAGAGCCUCAACGAGUGGCAGAAGGAGCUCUACAGGCACAUCAUGAAAGGCAACUACGAGGCCGUCAUCUCCAUGGAUGCUGCUAUUUCCAAACCUGAGCUGCUGACACGGAUUGAGCAGGGAGAGGAUCCCAACACUGAGGAUCAGGAGGACUCUGAGGGAGGAGAGACCCCCACAGACCCCAGCACUGAGUUUUUUUUCCCUGGACCCGAUGACAGGUCGUGGGGUAAAUAUGAAGAAGCUCUGGCUGAAAGCCACGAAGGCUCUGAAGAAGAGGAGAACAUGGAGGUCCCUGGUACAUACGAACAGCCAUGCGAUGAGGAAGGCUCCGAGAGCCUGGAGCUUUCCAGGUCCUUGACAGGGAAGUGGGAAGAGGUUUUCUCCAGCCCUGAGGAGGAGAUGCAGACGAGCAGCAAGAGCCAGAGCGGCUCGGCCCCGCCGCAGCGAACGGCGACGGGCAACGGGCUGAGGCGCUCGGUGCGCCGCGGGAGAGACUUGGCCAGGAAGGAGCCCGAGGAGGCGGCGGCCGACAAGGGGCCCUACAUCUGCUGUGAGUGCGGGGAGAGCUUCCUGGACAAGCAGCUCUUCGCCACCCACCAGAAGGCGCACGCCAGCGAGGAGGCCUGCACGUCCCUGGAGCGCGGCGAGAGCUUCCGGCAGAAAUCCAAAGCCAAGGGCCAGGGCCCCUCCCGCUCCAAAGCGUCCAAGCGCCCCGACGGGGAGAAGAGCUCCGGCUUCAAGUACGGCUUCGUCAGGCACCAGGUGAACAACAUGGUGGAGAGGCCCUACACCUGCUCCCAGUGCAAGGAGAGCUUCAGCCUGGAAGUGAGUCUGAUCCUGCACCAGAAGCUGCACACGGGGAAGGGCGACGGGCCGCUGACGUGCACCUACUGCGGGAAGGACUUCCGAGACCUCUCCAAAGCCAUCCGCCACCAGCGCAUCCACACCGGGGAGAGGCCCUACCAGUGCACCGAGUGCGGCAAGAGCUUCAUCCGGCGGGACCACCUGCUCAAGCACUGGCGGGUGCACACCGGGGAGACCCCCUACCAGUGCCCCGUCUGCGGCAAGCACUUCCGCUACAAGGAGUCCCUGAAUUGCCACCAGAAAAUCCACUCCCGCAACCCGCGGCCCGGCGAGGAUUCCCAGCACAACCUGGGCUCGGCGGGCACCCAAACCGACCAUUUCUGCGUGAAGAAAGAGACUAAGCAGUACUCACUCAUCCUGCUCCUGGCUGCUACUCAGGAGCUUUUCCAGGUAAUUGUGGAACAGGGUCGGACGGGGAUGGCGGAGAAGAAGCUGAUCGAUUGUGAGAAGACGGCGGCGGAGCUGGGGAAUCAGCUGGAGAGCAAGUGCGCGGCGCUGGGCACCCUCAUCCAGGAGUACGGGCUGCUCCAGCGGCGCCUGGAGAACAUGGAGAACCUGCUGAAGAACAGGAACUUCUGGAUCCUGCGGCUGCCCCCCGGCAGGAAGGGGGAGGUGCCCAAGGCGGUGGAACGGAAGGUGGAUUCCCACUCCACCCGCCUGCUCGACCUGGAGGGUCGGACGGGGAUGGCGGAGAAGAAGCUGAUCGAUUGUGAGAAGACGGCGGCGGAGCUGGGGAAUCAGCUGGAGAGCAAGUGCGCGGCGCUGGGCACCCUCAUCCAGGAGUACGGGCUGCUCCAGCGGCGCCUGGAGAACAUGGAGAACCUGCUGAAGAACAGGAACUUCUGGAUCCUGCGGCUGCCCCCCGGCAGGAAGGGGGAGGUGCCCAAGGUGCCGGUGACCUUUGAUGAUGUGUCCGUCUAUUUCAAUGACAAGGAGUGGGAGAAGCUGGAGGAGUGGCAGAAGGAGCUCUACAAGAAUGUGAUGAAGGGGAACUACGAGUCUCUGAUCUCCUUGGACUAUGCAAUUUCCAAACCUGGUGUUUUGUCUCAGAUCGAGCAAGGGGAGGAAUCGCGGGGCAGGAAUGAGCAGGACCUGGAGGAGAGUGAGAUCAUUACUGAUGCCACGGCAGCUGGAAUAAGGGUUGUGAUCAAAACGGAGGAGCUCCUUCCUGAAGACAGCCCUGAGAACCCCGAGCUGCACGGGAUGUCGGGGCAGUCUGAGGGCAGCUUCCAGAGCCCAGAUGAGGAGGCAGCCUGUGAGAGCCCCUAUGGCUCUGUGUCCCCUCCCAGGGACCUCCCAGGGACCAGCCUGGGGGACUCAUCCGAGUACGGAGCCGACUUCAACGAGAUCCAGAGGGUCAUCGUGCACCACGGCAGCUGCACAGAGGAUGGCAUCGUGAUCAAGACGGAGGAGGAGGAGGAGGAGGAGGACGACCCCGACGCGCUGGAGCCGUGCGCCAUGUUCUCGGGGCGCAGCGAGGCGCCGGCGUUCCCCGGCCACGAGGCGGGGCUGGGCUGCGAGGCGCAGUGCAGCUCCAAGGCGCAGCCCCGCAGCCUGGCCCGCGUCAGGAAAGCCUCGGCCUGCGACAGGGACUCCGGGGACAUGAAACCGGCCGGCGGGCAGCAGCGCAACCGGACGCGGGAGAGACCCUACAUCUGCCCCGAGUGCGGCAAGAGCUUCAUGCUCAAGAUCAACUUCAUGAUCCACCAGCGCAACCACCUCAAGGAAGGGCCCUACGAGUGCCACGAGUGCGACCUCAGCUUCCGCAACAAGCAGCACCCCCAGCGCAGCCACACGCGCCGCGGCGUGGGGGUCCCGCGGCGCCCCGAGCACGGCCUCAAGCCGCCGGCGCGGCCCCCGCCCCCGGGCAAGCCCUACAAGUGCUCCGAGUGCGAGAGCAGCUUCAGCCACAAGUCCAGCCUCAGCAAGCACCAGAUCACGCACGUGGGGGAGCGGCCCUUCACCUGCGGCGAGUGCCGGCGCAGCUUCCGCCUGCAGAUCAGCCUGCUCAUGCACCAGAGGAUCCACGCCGGCAAGAACGAGAUGGCUUUCCUGUGCCCCCAGUGCGGCAAGAACUUCACCCGGCCCUCCCACCUGCUGCGGCACCAGCGGACUCACACCGGCGAGCGGCCCUACCAGUGCAGCCAGUGCGAGAAGACCUUCAGCGAGAAGUCCAAGCUGACCAACCACUACCGCAUCCACACGCGGGAGCGCCCGCACGCCUGCGCCGUCUGCGGGAAGGGCUUCAUCCGCAAGCACCACCUCCUGGAGCACCAGCGCAUCCACACGGGCGAGCGGCCCUACCACUGCAGCGAGUGCGGCAAGAACUUCACGCAGAAGCAUCACCUCCUGGAGCACCAGCGGGCGCACACCGGCGAGCGGCCCUACCCCUGCACCGAGUGCACCAAGUGCUUCCGCUACAAGCAGUCGCUCAAGUACCACCUGAGGACGCACAUGGGAGAGUGAGGGGCUGCCCAGGCUUCCUCUCCCUCCCUCCAUCCCUCCAUCCCUUCCUUCCUCCUCAUCCUCCUUCUCCUCCACUGAUCUCUCCCACCCGUCCCUCCAUCCAUCUCCCCCACCCCGGCUCAGGGCAUGGACAUCAAGGAAGCUUUGUGUGGUAGCGCCGCUGGUCUGGUGGAGACUCGGCUGAUUGGAAAAUAAAUUAAUGAAUUAAAGCAAGCAACGCGCGGCAAAAUUAAAAGAUUAUAUAUAUAUAAAGUUAACAGAAGCAGCUGGUUUAGGGGGAAUCCUCACCAACGAGCAAACAAACCACCAACAAAAGAAACCUGUACACAGGGUGUUUUGCCAGAGUAGGACUCGUAACUGCUUUUUAAACCUACUGUUUGUUUUUUUUAAUAAAUGUGGAGGAACUUUUUAUUUGAUGAGCAACCUUAGAAUGGGCAAGAUUUUAUUUUUUUUUUUGAUUUUUUUUUGUUUGUUUGUUUUUUUGUUUGUUUUGGUUUUUCGUGGGUUUUUUUGUUUGUUUGGUUUGUUUUGUUUUUGGUUUUGUUUUGUUUUGUUUUUUUUUGUUAACUGCUCUGUAGGCUGAUUCUGGCACAGUCACUUUUUGUCCAGGAGCUCUGUGGAGGCGCUGCCUCGUCCGGGUUGGCUGCGACAGGAGGAGCUCCAGCCGGGGGGAGGAGGUGAGUAAUUAACAGAUGCAGCUAAUGAGGAAGUUCUGCGUGUGUCUAGAUUGGAAGCGCUGAUAGGUGCCUGCCCGGCUCGCGGGGCUGUGAUGCACUCCUGAAUUAUACAAUAGAAUAAAAUUCUAGUUGCAGUAAAAGACCCUUUUUCUGGUAGGACCCCUCUGCAGGGCUCCUCCAAACACUCAUUCCUAGUGUUCAAUCCUCCCACUGGGGGCUGGUCCUGCCACCACCACCGGGGUGCUGUGGGGUUGGCCAUGGGGUGCUGUGGGGUCAGCACGGACUGAGAGCAGGAUCUUCUUGUGUUAAACUGCUCUGCUGUCCUUGAGUUACUGCUGGUGGCAUCAACUGUGCUCUCCUCAGUGGCAGGAGUGGCAGAAUUCCUGCCCAGGGGAGGAGCAGCUCCAAGGAAAGACCUCCCUGCUCCUAGGCAGCUGCUGCUGGGGUGGGUGGGACAGGAUCUGUCUCCCUGCUGUUGGUCUGAGCUCCUGUUUGUACCAGCUCGGUUCCUGGGGACCCCAGCUUGUCCUGGCUGCAGCUGCUGAGGCUGGGCUGUGGCUG